AUGGAUUUCUACGGCACUGCUUCGACGGCAAUUACCCAAAUCUACCAAGUCACGGUAUUUAUCCAAGGCGUCAUCUCCGACAUCAAGGCCUUCGACGAUGAUCGCGCCGAGAUUCGGCUUAAGUUGAAUCUCCAAUUAUCCUCCCUCCUCUUUUUCAGGAAGAUCUUUUUCCAUCCCGAGCAUGGAUUGAUGGUCCCUGGGAAAGUAGACCCUUUCAUCGCCGACACGGUGGAAGGGCUACUUGUGCAGAUGAGGAAGACAUUGGCUGAGUAUGAGCUUGUCGCAGCCAAGUAUGGCCUUGUGGACGAGGAAUUCACCAUUGAGCCCGAGAAGCCCAAGGCACAAGAGUCGCUUCUGGAGCGAGCAAAGAGCAAGGCGAAAUCGCUCAAGCUCAAGGGGUAUGACUGGUCACUCUUCGACAAAAAGAAGUUGUACCGAAUCCUAGAGACAUACACCCAGUGGUCGCAGGAUCUGCGAAAUCUCAUGCUGCACAUGUCCCAGGAUACACUGGCUAAGCUAGCGGAGAGCGAUCAACAAGGAAUGAAGAGCAGUGGUUUGGAACCAGUGAUAAAGCGACAGAUGCUCGCCGAAGCCGAGGCUCCAGCAGAUUAUCACAGCUUGACUGGCACCCUUAUAGAAGAAGGAAAGUCGACAAAGGGAUUCCAGCUGGGAACAUGGUCUGCUGGCACAUCAGAAACAACGAAAGUCAUUGUUGAAUAUCACGAGUAUGAGGGCGAGCUCAAACGCGACGAUCUAGAACAGGACGAAAUCGACGAGCUAAAGACACCAAUUCGCAAUUUGGCCUGGCUACUUCAAAGUACUACCUUCGCCAGCGACUCAUCCGACUCUUUGGACCAGCCUAAGAUAUAUGCGCUGGAAUGCUUUGGCUUUAUUGAUCAGCCCAUUGAAGAGCGCAGCGCCUUCCUCUAUAAGCUGCCGGCAUCCGAGUCCGAUGACGGUGCAUCCUUAACAACCCUACACGCUUUCAUCAACGCCGUCGACAGUGCAAACAAAAGGCCGCUCAAGAAACCUUCUCUGAAUGACCGCUUUAGCAUGGCACAUAGCCUUGCUCUGACAGUUUCCAACGUCCAUGCCUCAGCCUGGGUUCACAAGAACAUCUGGAGCCGGGGCAUCCUUCUCUUCCUCGAGACCUCUUCUGGAGUCAGCACUGCGGGUCUCUACGAGCAACGCCUCUCCACACCCAGUCCUGGAAACAGAAUUGUCUCGUAUCUUAGUGACUGGGGCUAUGCACGAUCAGUCAAACAAGGCACCGACAUGCGAUCCGACUUUGAAGUUGAGCCCAAUCUCUAUCGUCAUCCAAACAGACAAGGAAAACCAACUCAUCAAUUCAGUCGUCUGCAUGAUAUAUACGCGCUGGGUGUGGUGCUACUGGAAAUUGGGCUGUGGGUGACGCUGUCGCGGCUGAUGGAGGCUAAAAUUCGAGAGGCAGAGAAUAGUGGACGAUUGCCGAAUCGGAGGAAGGUAGCUGAGGAUUUAAUGGCAUUGGUAGCACAGCGUUUGCCGAUGGAGAUGGGCGUAGGCUAUACAAAGGCUGUGAUGGCCUGCCUAAAGGGUGAUUUUAGGGGGACGGAGGGUCCAGCUCUGGCCGUUGAUUUUCAAGAGAAGGUGGUUGAUGUGUUGAGAAGAGGGAUUGAGUUGUAA
Molecule: messenger RNA, 1662 nt
Organism: Penicillium cataractarum
Lineage: Eukaryota; Fungi; Ascomycota; Eurotiomycetes; Eurotiales; Aspergillaceae
Exons: 1
Coding region: 1-1662 (553 amino acids)
Biological process (GO): protein phosphorylation
Molecular function (GO): protein kinase activity; ATP binding
Source: RefSeq, a predicted model, not a curated record